Penicillium alfredii is the source of this 2403-nucleotide messenger RNA. RefSeq names its product transcription factor AbaA (gene abaA). Gene Ontology annotation, molecular function: RNA polymerase II cis-regulatory region sequence-specific DNA binding; DNA-binding transcription factor activity, RNA polymerase II-specific. Bases 1 to 2403 code for a protein of 800 amino acids. Gene Ontology annotation, biological process: regulation of transcription by RNA polymerase II. NCBI's taxonomy places the organism in Eukaryota, Fungi, Ascomycota, Eurotiomycetes, Eurotiales, Aspergillaceae. The transcript has 3 exons. The record is from RefSeq and is a predicted model, not a curated record. Gene Ontology annotation, cellular component: transcription regulator complex.
AUGGCUGCUGACUGGCAACCCGAGUGCCUCGUGCCUCAGAACCAGCCGUCCCUGGAGCCUGUGGGAGCUCAUUCAGACCGAGCUCUGCAGAAUACCUCUGGGAAUGUCCAGUCAUAUUCCGAUCCUCUUGCACACAGCGAGGCCCCUGGUCGAGAUGACCACCUCCAGCAGCUCGGCUUCAAGUACUCUCAUGCUCCACCCCCUCCUCACCCUGUGGUCGGUCCCAACUUGCACCAGCAGGCCGUCGCGGCCCGGCUUCAUGCCCGAAGGCUUCGGCGGCUUCACUCCGUCGGCCCUAAUGUGUCAUCCCGCCGGGCAAGAAGCUAUCUCAAGUCUCAGAAGUACUUAGAAUACCGGGCCCGGCCUCGACGGGAUACGGGAAAGGACGGGGAUCCCGUAUGGUCUGACGAGUUGGAGGAUGCUUUCCAGCAAGCUCUCGAGGCCAACCCACCCAUGGGUCGAAGGAAGUGGUCUGAACGUGGGAAGUCGUACGGACGGAAUGAGCUGAUUGCCGAGUACAUCUUCAAGUUGACCGGCAAGAGAAGAACCCGAAAGCAGGUCUCAAGUCACCUGCAGGUGCUCGACUCGUUUCUGAAGGGGGACCCUGAUUGGGAGCGACUGGUUCGAGAGACGUCGGCUGAACGGUCGAGUGGACAUGCUCAAGCGGCCGCCCCCAAAUGGCGGACAUCGAUGGACCACCCUGCGGCAUCCAGUCAUUAUGGUGGCCACACUCCCUCAUACCAUGACCACAUGAGGUCAAUGCAGCCCUACGGAGGAGAUCUACCGCCGCCUCACUACACCCUGGGCUCCAACAUGCAAGAGGCCGGACCUAGCAACAUCCACGGGUUCAGCUUCGACAUGUGGGUAAGCGCGCCUCAGCAGGUGAACCGCAUCGACAAGGCCUUGCACGCAUAUACCCGACUCCAGGGAGAUCUGCACCACCCUGCAGCGCCACCCAUGCCUCUAGAGAGUGUAAACGGAUGGCGCUCCUCAUUUCCUCACUUGUCCUCACUGAUUGACGAUUCUAAUGGUUCCCUUGACUGCGAUAUCAUCUUGCUGGAGGUCAACCUCCAGUUGAUGACUGACUUCCCUCCAGCGGGCUCGCGGCUGGGAAUUCAACUAGACCUCGAUUUCGCUCACCCAACUGCAGGUGAUGUGCUGAUGGUUGGCCAGAUGGACAACUGGACUUGCAGUACACACAUCUACAAAGACAGUCAAACACUACAGGAGAGUUACCACGAUCUCCCCAAGACACAAUCGACAAAGGUCAAGCCACUCUUUGAGUCCUCUUGGUGGGCUAAACUAUUCACUGAGUUGACUCAGGAGAAGCGGAUAGCCGAGGACUCGGGACAGCCCGAAGCUGCGCACGCCGCUGAUGACCACGCCCGCCGCUUCGUCCGCUCUCUGUCCGCGGUGCAAGAGCUGCGCGCCGUGCCACCUAGCGCUCGGCGGCUCUCGAACCAGUUCCAAGCUCACCAUGGCGAGGAAAGCAAGCGCAUGGCGAUUUUGGUCUGGAAAUUCCGCCAGACCCGGCCUGGCGAAGUGGGCACUACAACCUGGCGACGACUGAUUCCGCCGCCAGAUAGAACCUCCACCAACAGCCCGCGGCCUAACUCCGGCGUUGACCUCCCCCCUCUGUCUCUGGAAUCGAUCCUCCUUAACAACAAACCCUCUCAGCCCCAGCCCGUCUACCAUGCGCAGCAGCCGCAGGACUUGAUCCACCCGCAGGGCCAGCCCCAGCCCCAAUGGCCCAUGUACCAACCAUCCCACGACAAUGUGGCUAAUAUCUUUAAUUCGUCCGGUCAUCUCGACUUCAUGACGUCGAUCUCCAAGGCCGAAGAUAGCCUUGGUGACAAGACGGCCGUGACCUCCGUGCUGGACUCGUUCCCUGCCAGCCUCGCCCCGGAGACCUCCCAACCCAGCAGCGUGAACGCCUCCAGCGGCGGGCCCGUCAUGCUGAACGUGCACGAUUUCCCGCUCUCGCACUCGUCGCUCGGCUACAGCAUGGGCUCCGACACCCCGCAGUACGUCCCAUCACAGCCGCACGGGAUCCCCAUGCACGACAGCAGCAGUAGCAUGCUCAACGGCUUCUUCGCCCCGGGCACGCAGUCCCUCGACGAUCUGGGCCACAGCCACACGCCGUGGGCCACGCACUCUAACCCGAUCUCUGGGGAUGUCGGCGCCGCCAGCAGCUACCACCAUCUCCCCUUUCCAACGGAGCAUGCGGUGCCCGUCUCGCGCGAGCCGCAGCAAGCGCACCACCACUUCGAUGGCCUCAUGCCGCCGGAUGACCUGAUGGACAAGCUUGUCGGACGCAUUUCCAAUGGCUCCGGCAUGCAUGGGGCGGGCCCUGAUCAUGCUAAUGCCGGCUAUGCUGACAACACUUCGGUGGACGCCGUUUAA